This is a messenger RNA of Saccharomyces mikatae IFO 1815, 576 nucleotides long. It is a transcript of the gene CDC36, whose product is annotated as CCR4-NOT core subunit CDC36. Gene Ontology annotation, biological process: nuclear-transcribed mRNA poly(A) tail shortening; regulation of DNA-templated transcription. Gene Ontology annotation, cellular component: P-body; CCR4-NOT core complex. Bases 1 to 576 code for a protein of 191 amino acids. The transcript has a single exon. The record is from RefSeq and is a predicted model, not a curated record. NCBI's taxonomy places the organism in Eukaryota, Fungi, Ascomycota, Saccharomycetes, Saccharomycetales, Saccharomycetaceae.
AUGGAAAAAUUUGGAUUGCAAGCGCUAGUACCGCUGCUUAAACUAGAAGACAAAGAACUUUCAAGCACAUAUGACCAUUCCAUGACCUUGGGAGCGGAUUUAUCGUCAAUGCUAUAUUCAUUGGGUAUUCCAAGAGAUUCACAGGAUCACAGGGUUCUUGAUACUUUCCAGUCGCCGUGGGCAGAGACGUCUAGAAGCGAAGUAGAGCCCCGAUUCUUCACCCCAGAAUCCUUCACCAACAUUCCUGGCGUAUUACAGUCUAAUGUAACCCCACCAUGUUUCAAUUCCAUCCAAAAUGAUCAACAGCGUGUUGCCCUUUUCCAAGACGAAACACUUUUUUUCCUUUUCUAUAAACAUCCAGGUACAGUAAUUCAAGAACUGACCUAUUUGGAACUUAGGAAAAGGAAUUGGAGGUACCACAAGACCUUAAAGGCCUGGCUCACCAAAGACCCUAUGAUGGAACCUAUUGUAUCCGCUGAUGGGCUAAGUGAGAGGGGAUCAUAUGUAUUUUUUGACCCACAAAGGUGGGAAAAGUGUCAAAGAGAUUUCUUAUUGUUUUAUAAUGCUAUUAUGUAA